AUGGACUCAAACUUGAGUUUGCGGGUCACCUUGGCCCUCCAGGCACCGACCCUAGAGGCACAAGAACCAUUUGCUCUACCAGUCAAGAUUUCCGUUCACAACGCAGCAGAUUCACCAGUCACCAUUUUAAGAUGGGGCACUCCGCUGGACCCUCAGGUUGGUGUUCUCGGUGUCUUCGAAAUUUGUGACACAACGGACCAACGGCAAUUGCCCCUUCCUACUAUCAUGGUAUCACGCAAGCUACCUGCCUCCGAGGAUGAUCUCGUUGAGAUACAAGCACGCCAAACGCUUGAUGUAACUCUCAAUUUGCCGAUGCCAGGUCUUGAAAAGGGGCAUGAAUAUUCUGUUCGUGCACAGGGAACGUGGCAUGCGGUGUGGCCAACUGAAUUAUCUAAUGUGACUACAUCCCAACUCAGGGAUAACGAAGGUGCUAUCUGUGGGGACUUCUGCUCUAAUGAAUCCUCUGUGAGAAUUGAGUGA
Molecule: messenger RNA, 480 nt
Organism: Penicillium vulpinum
Lineage: Eukaryota; Fungi; Ascomycota; Eurotiomycetes; Eurotiales; Aspergillaceae
Exons: 1
Coding region: 1-480 (159 amino acids)
Source: RefSeq, a predicted model, not a curated record